Esox lucius (northern pike) is the source of this 5112-nucleotide messenger RNA. RefSeq names its product cracd like a (gene cracdla). The coding region runs from base 275 to 4624 and encodes 1449 amino acids. The record is from RefSeq and is a predicted model, not a curated record. NCBI's taxonomy places the organism in Eukaryota, Metazoa, Chordata, Actinopteri, Esociformes, Esocidae. The transcript has 11 exons.
CAUUAGGUUGGACGGAGGGGACACGAGUGCACGUCGUGAACUGAUGGUGAAACAUCUGUGAGCAGCGGUACACGCGCUGGAGUUAUAGACUAUGACGUUUAGAUAAUUUCCUUCAACGCCGGACCUUCCGGACCUGGGGAGAAGAGGAGUGGGAGAGAAGGAGAAGAGGAGUGGGAGAGAAGGAGAAGAGGAGUGGGAGAGGAGGAUGGAGGGAGGGAUUUCUACUGGGCAGUACGGGUGUCUGCUAGUAUAGGGUUGGUGAGAGGAAGGAGCAAUGGAGUCUUUUGCCGGAGAUGGGGAGGGCAGUGCCGAUGACAUUGCAGGGAGGAGCAAGUCCAAGCUGAAGACCCUGAAAACACGUCUGUUUGGAAAGACCAAGACGGACACCAAACUGAGCCAGUCAGCCAGUGACAUCACGGAGGAGGAGGAAACGGCUGAGAACCUGUGUUCAGGGACGUUGGGAUCACGGGCGUUGUCGCACGACAGUAUCUUCCUGGCCGACCUGGAUGGCCGUUGUCCUGAGCAGCCUAGAGUUCUCUCUGAGGAGAACUCCCCAGGCCGAAUCAAAGAACUCCAGAUGAAGCUCCAGCAGCAGAAGCUGCAUCUAGGCCCAUCCCCACUGGUUCUGCCAAUCAAACGCCCUAAAGACCUAGGGAACAGCUCGGAGAAUGACACUCCUCUGCACUGCCCUUCCGAAAUGUCCGUGGAUGAAAAAACAAUCCCCCCGGCCACAUCUUACAAGGAUUCCUCCAAACCCUUAUCCCGUCCCAUCUCCGCUAUGCCCAAACCUCCUGUUACCAGUUUGGUGCCCCUCACCCCGUUUGCCCCCGUCUCUGACACCUUCCAUGCGCUCCCUCCCUUGGACUUCAGCACCCCGGCCCAGUUAACCUCCUGCCUGGAUAACUCUGCUGCCCGCCACCGCAUGUCCGUCAAGCCCAGGAACCAGAGGGCCUGUGCCAAGAACAAACGGCUGAGCACGACUGAGACAAGACCACGCUCAGAGAGUCUCAUCAACUUUUACUUGACUGAGAAGGAUGAAGAGGACAAGGCUGCCAUUACUGGGAGAACGCGCUCUCAUUCAAAUCAGAUCCUGAAGACGGAGCAAGAAGGGUCGACUACGCCCACUGCACCUCCAAAGCUGACACCGCUCAUGUCGGGUCCCGCAGAGGCUUUAAAAUGCCCAAAGACCUCCACAAAAGACCUCCACCUACCCUGCAAGACUUCCCCACAUGAGCAGCCCCAUCUUGGGGUUUCAAACGACUCCCCUGCCCCUGUCACUGCCCAGCCAACUUCAACUAAAGCUGGAGCUGAACAGCCACAGCCCUCUGAGACCCCAGUCCUGAAAACGUCCCUUGGAGCCCCCGAGCCCCCAGCCCCCCCCCCAAACAAACGGGAUGCCCUGAGCAAGAGCCGGAUGCCAGACGCAAUCCAAAGCAUGGAGUUAUUGCCCAAAGUUGACCCAGUGGCUUAUACACUGCCCACAUCCACCCUGGCCUCAGUGGUGGCGCUCAAAACAUCCUCUCUGAUGAGAAAGCUGGAGACACGGGCCGGAGGUCAGAUUACCACAGAGCCCCCUGCUGGCCAGGAGGACCCAGGUCAAACAACGCCACUAUCCCCAGAAGACACUCUGAGGCCAGGCACUCGGCCCUGCCUCUUCUCUGUCAACUCUGCCAGGGAGUGGGGGAGACCCAGGACUGGAAGCGCUGGUUUCCUAGGAUUGGUGCAGCAGGCCGAGGCCAAAAGAGAGGGAGGGGGGGAGUGGGGAGGGAUGAACAUGGGACAGGACCUGUGGAGGAACAACGGGGGUGCUAAACCAAAAGAAGAGGUGAUGACUCCAGGUGACAUGGCAGAGAAAGUCUCAGAAGGGGAGGAGUUGGAGGAGGAGUUGGAGGAGGGUGUGGAAGCGACGGAGGAGACACAGGAAGAGGAGGAAGAUGGAAAAACAACAUUCGGUGUGAAACUUCGCUCCACCUCUCUCUCUCUGCACAUCAGGGCGGAAGCAGCCGCUGGUCUCAAGAAAUGUCACGAUGCAGAAGUGGGUUCUCCACCCCCGGCCCCUUAUAGCCCCGCCUCCAAACCCACUGGGGACACCCCUUCAACCAGGCUGAACUCCAUGCCCAAAAACAUCAAUAUGGGCACCUCAGAUUCCACCACAACUCUGUUUGCAACCAGGGGCAGAGCCGGUUGUCUCAGAGAAGCAGAUACGGGAAGCUCAGCACAGCCUGCCGCCUUACCUCUCCCUAAAGUGGCCCAAACCCCAUCAGCUACCUCAAACGAGGUCAAAACUACCCCUGUCCCACCUGUGGAAGCCCAACCUGCCUCCUCAGCACCUGAGGACCACCCGUCUGGCCCCCAGGCCCUCCCCCAGGCCCUCCCCCAGGCCCUCCCCCAGGCCCUCCCCCAGGCGGCUGUCUCAUGGAUGAGCAGGGCGUGGGUGAAGACCAGGGACCUUCAGCAGCUUUUUACCAACAGUCUUCCCCGGGAGUUCCCCAGCAUGCAGACCCCCUCCCAACAGCAGGCUCCGCCCUCCACGCCACCACCGGCAUUGGCUCAGAUUGUGGAGCAAACCCAGAAAGUCACACUACUACACACAAUGACAGUGGCACCACCACACACUGAGACCGCAGCGCAACCGCAGUCACAGUCCAGAACUGAAAUGCCGACUUCUAAACUACUAAAGUCACAGACCGCAGCGCAACCGCAGUCACAGUCCACGACUGAAACGCCGAUUUCUAAACUACUAAAGUCACAGACCGCAGCGCAACCGCAUUCACAGUCCACGACUGAAACGCCGAUUUCUAAACUACUAAAGUCACAGACCGCAGCACAACCACAGUCACAGUCCACGACUGAAACGGCGACUUCUAAACUACUGAAGUCACAGACCGCAGCGCAACCGCAGUCACAGUCCACGACUGAAACGCCGAUUUCUAAACUACUAAAGUCACAGACCGCAGCACAACCACAGUCACAGUCCACGACUGAAACGGCGACUUCUAAACUACUGAAGUCACAGACCGCAGCGCAACCGCAGUCACAGUCCACGACUGAAACGCCGAUUUCUAAACUACUAAAGUCACAGACCGCAGCGCAACCGCAGUCACAGUCCACGACUGAAACGCCGAUUUCUAAACUACUAAAGUCACAGACCGCAGCGCAACCGCAGUCACAGUCCACGACUGAAACGCCGAUUUCUAAACUACUAAAGUCACAGACCGCAGCGCAACCGCAGUCACAGUCCACGACUGAAACGCCAACUUCUAAACUACUAAAGUCACAGACCGCAGCGCAACCGCAGUCACAGUCCACGACUGAAACACCAACCUUUAAACUACUAAAAUCACAGACCACAGCGCAACCGCAGUCACAGUCCACGACUGAAACGCUGAAUUCCAAACUACUCAAGUCACAGACCACAGCGCAACCGCCUCAGACGAUGACACUACCACACUCCCAGACCGCAAACCAACCACAGUCGCAGCCCACAACAAUACUACUACAGUCACAGACAGCUGCAGUCGCACAGAUCACAAAAGUUCAGACCACCAAAACACCACUGACACAGAAGUCAACACUACUGCAGAAAGAUGCUGAACCAUCAAUGCAGGACACAAAACCUUCAACACAGGACACAAAACCUUCCACACAGGACACAAAACCUUCAACACAGGACACAAAACCUUCAACACAGGACACAAAACCUUCAACACAGAACACAAAACCUUCAACACAGGACACAAAACCUUCAACACAGGACACAAAACCUUCAACACAGAACACAAAACCUUCAACACAGGACACAAAACCUUCAACACGGGUGUCAAACCAAACCAGCACUUGGGCAACACAACCAACCACCACUCCACCACAGCCACAAUCUACCCAACGUUCUGUGUCUCAAAUAACCACGCAGUUUAGCCUACGAGCGACCCAGCCCGCCUUGCGCGCCACCACACCGACUCAAGCCGUGCUCCAUUCCUUCCCAGCCGGGGCCACGUUCACAGAGCCUGAGGCUCCGUCGACUCACUCCUCAAGCCCGCGUUCCAUCCCCAGCCAGCCUCCCUGGACCACCCGAGGCGUCAACCCUAACCUUCGGCCCCAGCCUGGCCCAGCAACGACUCCAGGCCCAGUCCGAGGCCCGGCAAGAGGCCAGAGGAGCCCUGUCCUCCAGGGGAGGUGUGAGGGGGAAGUGGCGCCAGCUGAGAAGAAGGUGGGCCUGGACAGGCCGGGGACUUUGGAAGAGAGGGCCGCCUUUCUAGAGAAACAGACGGAGUGGAGUCCUCCAGCAGGGAGAAAGAUGGAUCUCAGAAGAACCAAAACCACAUCGGAGUCUCAAACCACAGCCGAAUCAGCUGCAUCUCCCAAAACUACGCCCACACAUGUAGCCGCUAAAGUUGCUCAACUCGACAGAAGACCAGAAUCAAGCCCAACCAAAGUGCCAGGCAGGCUAGCAGACCGAGAGGAAAAAUGGCUGAGGAAGAACGUGCCAUCGUCCUUGUCUCCUUCAUCAUCCCCUUCGACUUCAUCCCCCCUGCAGACCAUCACUGAUGUGGGCGGGCAGCCAUCUUGGAUGGAACUGGCCAAGAGGAAGUCAAUGGCCUGGAAUGACAAGACCAUGGACUGAUGGAAGGAAAACAUUGAGGAAGUUGGGUGAGGGUUGAGGGCAGAUGGGAUUGGGAAAUAUACCGGAAAUAUUCUUUGUAAACUUAUUCUGCUUAAAAUUCCUCAACUGUAGGUUGUAAGAGUGAUGAAAACACAAUGAGAGAAACGUAAUGGAAAUGUAGAGAGAGUGGAAGACAGUGAGAUUGUCAGGAAGUCUUAAGUGGAAUUUAGUUGACCUCGCAAGCGACUGCUAUAAAAUCUGCGUACCUUGAAUGUGCUGAGUAUGUGAACAGAUGUCUGUGCUGUAUGUUAGUGUUUGGGAUUACCAUGAAGCAGACUGGUUCUCUGGCUCUGAAUUAUUAUGUUUUCUUGCUCUCAGGGUUUUGAUUGAAAUGUUUUCUGUCCCAAACUCUGGGGUUGGUGGGAGAUGGAACAUGUUAUUGGCAUAUUCAGAUCGUCCAUUAAUUGUCACUCAGUAAUUUUUAAUUGAAUAAAUGUUUAUGUAUUUGA